AUGUCGAUGACUACAGAUCUUACUACCCGUUUAGAUAAACUGGAGGUGACACAACAGCAACAUGAUGCUCGUUUGGCGCACUUACAGACACAGUUAGAGACUGCUAAACCCGCGCGUGAGACGUUUUACCUCACGACAGCAAUCCAUUAUACAAAUGGUUUACCACACAUGGGUCACGCCUAUGAGAAUGUAUGCUCCGAUGUAAUAUCCCGUUAUCAUCGUGUAUUUGGUCGUGAUGUGUAUUUUCUCACGGGCACCGAUGAACAUGGUCAGAAGAUUGCACAGACAGCUGAAGCCGCUGGUGUGACACCUCAGGAGCUCGUAGACAAGUAUGCAGCUAACUUUCAGCAACUUACAAAGGAUUUGAACAUGAGUAACAAUAAUUUUAUACGCACCACGAGUGAUGUGCAUAAGAAGUUUGCCCAGUGGCUCUUCCAACGUGCACUUGACAGGGGCGAUGUGUAUCUUGGUAAUUAUGAGGGAUGGUACAAUGUACGUGAGGAAACUUUUGUCACUGAGACGGAGGCACAGCUUACGGACUAUAAAGAUCCAACAACCGGCACACCUUUUAAGAAAAUGCAGGAGCAGUCGUAUUUCUUCAAAAUGUCCAAGUAUCAGGAUCGCCUGGUUAAACACAUUGAGGAGAACCCUGAAUUCUUGCAACCAGAGGUGCGUCGUCAAGAACUGCUACGUCGUCUUAAGGAACCGCUCCAGGACUUGUCAGCUUCCCGUAAUACAUUUACUCACGGUAUCCCUCUGCUCAGUGACCCGCAGCACGUCCUCUAUGUGUGGUUUGAUGCGUUGGCCAAUUAUCUGUCAGCCAUUGGCUACCCGGAUGGCCCGGACGCUCGCUACUGGCCUGCGGACGUGCACAUUAUCGGCAAGGACAUUACGUGGUUUCACUGCGUCAUCUGGCCAUGCAUUCUGAUGAGCACGGAUAUUCCGCUGCCCAAGCGAGUGUAUGCUCACGGCUUUGUAAACGCCAAGGACGGUUCGAAGAUGAGCAAGAGUAUUGGUAACGUUAUUGACCCGUAUGAGAUGAUCAAUAAGUACGGACUAGAGUCGUUUCGCUACUUCAUUGUGCGUUCGGCGAAGUUUGGCCAAGACAUGCCCUUCUCCGAGGAUGACCUCAUCAACAUCCACAACUCGGAGCUUGCGGAUACCCUGGGCAACCUGGUGCACCGCACUGUCAACAUUUGCAAGAAGUAUUCGAGUGGCGUGGUGCCCGAUAGCAAGGCGGACAAGCCGUUUGAUAUCUACCAGUUGCUAAAGUACUCGGAGGAUUCGUACAAGGACUUCUCGCUGCAGAACGCUUGCAUUGCAAUCAUCAAUGCUGUGAAAGAUACCAACAAAUAUCUGACGGAAAAGGAGCCGUGGCAUAUGAGAGAGACUGAGCCACGCCUCGUUGUUGUCCGAACAUGCCUCGAGGCGAUCUUCGUGCUGGCCCAUUACCUGAUGCCUAUUAUUCCGAAGACCUCUGAGGCAAUUUUUCAAAAGCUCGGCACAUCGCCUAUUACGCUGACGGCGUUGUCUCCGGAUUACGACAACUUGAACCCUGGUGUUGAGGUUUCGAUUGGCAAUAUUUUAUUCAAUAAGAUUUUGACUGAGGAGGAGAAGCAGAAGCAGAGCGAGGCAGCAGCUGCAAAAACUAAACCUGCGGAAGCCAAGCUCGCAAAAGCCGCUACGCCGUUGUUCGCCUCGCUAGACAUCCGCGUUGGUGUCAUCUCCAAGGUAUGGAAGCAUCCGGAUUCAGAGAAGCUGUACUGCGAAGAGAUUGACAUUGGUGAGGAAAAGCCCAAGCAGAUUGCUUCGGGUUUGCAGGCCUUUUACUCUUUGGAGGAGAUGCAGAACCGCAAGGUGCUUGUGCUGCUGAACCUGAAGCCGGCCAAAUUAGGCGGCUUCAAGUCGCACGGCAUGGUACUUUGUGCAUCCGACGCGACCCAUGUAAAUGUGCAGCUCGUGGAGCCUCCUGCUGAUGCCAUGGUGGGUGAGCGUGUAACGGUGGCGUCGGAAAGUGGCGAGCCGCUGUCUGCGGCGCAGAUUAAGAAGCAGAAGGUACUUGAAAAGGUUUCACCGGACUUUAUAACGGACGACAAGUGCGUGGCAACAUACAAGGGUGAACCGAUCAUGACUUCUAUCGGCCCGUGCACCGCUAAAUCUCUAAUUAAGGCGUAUAUUAGCUAG
Molecule: messenger RNA, 2184 nt
Organism: Peronospora belbahrii
Lineage: Eukaryota; Oomycota; Peronosporomycetes; Peronosporales; Peronosporaceae
Source: the annotation of a GenBank genome assembly